UCAUCUGCAAGUUACUACGACGUUCUUGGGGUUAAGCAUGAUGCUUCACUGGAAGAAAUAAAGAAUGCAUUUUUUGACAAGUCCAAAAAGGUUCUCCUUCAAAACAUUUCCAUUAGUCAGACAUUUGGCAGACAGAACAACUUACAAAAUAUGCAGACAGCUGAUGUUACAGUUAUACAAAAGGACUUUGAAUACAUAAUAUGUAAGGAUUCAGGUUCUGAAAAACUUGAGCUUAGUGCUGGUUUGCGUAAGUGUUCAAAUGGCAUAGUCAAUAACUGAAGGGACAAUUUUAAACCCUUUAAGUCCAUGAACAAGAAAGACAAAGAAGUUCAGAAAAUAAACAUGUAUUACAAAGGCAGUCCCUGCAAAUUAACAAGCAGAGAAAAUGAUCAGAGUUAUCUGAAGAUGGAGGUCUUUGGCUCCAAACAGAAAUUCUACUGGAAUGCAGUUAAUGAACUUUAAAUGUACUUUAGUUUUGAAUCCAACUACAAAGUUUUAGCGAUUUUUCCACCAAGUUCUCCAAGUAUAUUACAGUAUCUUUUAAAAAGCUUUGUAUUGAAUUUACCAGUAUAUUUAUUCAGUAUAUACAAGAUAUACAAGUUACUCAGUGCUCAGACAUUGUAGCUAAAACAGACCACAACUGUCAUGUCUGGCUUCAUGUGAACCAAGGUCAGGGUUAUCAAGGACAGUGUGUUUUUGUGCCAGUAAAGUGCAUCAGGUAUCCCUAUAGUCACAGGACCCUUCACCACUAGAUGGGUCUGUUUCAUUAUAGUGACAUAGGCAGCCCAUUCCUCUCAGUACUUCUUACAUGGUGUACAUGCAGAGAGGUUUCAGCUUAUCUCACACAAAAAGUUUGUUGUCUAAGUGAUUGCCUUAGCUAUGUGAUUGCCUUAUGGAAUACUGUAUGUACAUGUAUAGUACCGUGUCAUUAACAUAUUUUGUGCAAAGGUUAAAAACAUUCUUAAAAUAACACAAUUGCAGUAUAUCGUGUCCGAUAGAGGUCGAUCGAUUGAAACAUCACACAUCCACACCGAUAGUUUUUCCCUGUUGCAUCAGUUGCAGGAGCAGGGACCACUGUCAUUAUACAGUACGAGAGCGGUCUCUAGAGGCGAACAACAAACUGGACAAAUUUUGUUGUGUUAUUUGAAGUGUUUUUGAUUCAUUUUGGAUGUCUCUAUACUUAUUUGUUAUUUGGAGUGUUACUGUUUGGUUCAGUUUGGAUGUGUAUCUUUUAUUGACUUUAAUAUUUAUUAAUAGUUAAUAUAUAUUAAUAUUUAUAUCUUUAUUUCAUUUAUAAAAAGUACAGUACAUUUUCAGGGUACAUUCAGUACUGUUUAUUUUUGUAAUAAAGUUCAGCAGUAUUUUGCGUUGAGUGUUAUGUUUUCAUUCAGUAUCAGUCGGUUGAUCAACUGUUGGUUGGUUAUAGGCAGGUACUACCCAACUUAUUGGUAUGGGUAAAAUUCCACUGUCGGUCGACCACUAAUGUCUUUAUAAGAUUUGGCCAUAGGGCAUAGUCAAACGUUGUUAUAUAAGGAUACAAAGUCAGGAGCCCUGAAAAAUUAGACAUGUUUAUGAAGUGGCUCAAGUCAUUUUCCAUGUCAUGCAGUGAUUAGUGUUUUGUUUAAACGAAACAUAUUUCUAUAUGAACUUCAUCUGUUUCAUCACAUUUCUAUGUAUUCAGCUUCACCCUGACAGUGACCCGUCUAACCCAAGCCUCCAUAGUCAGUUUGUUAAGCUGAAUGAAGCUUACAGGGUGUUGAGCAAAGAGGGCACCAGGAAGGAGUAUGACUUCGGCUUGAGACAUUACCAGAGUUUUAGACCGUCUUCCAGAUACACACACAAGCCCAGCUCUGCUGAGACGGCCAAGAACGUGCACUACUGGGAACAAUUCCGAAACACAGAGGACUACUCUGAGGAAGGCUGGCAGAAGAAGAGGAAGAAGAAUUUGCAUCUGGUGGGCUACUGCAUCAUCGCCAUGCUUCUGAGUAUCGGCGCCCAUUACUUCGGGUUCAGAAAGCUGGAGGAAGUACAUAAUGACUUCAUGGACAAAAAGGAUAGUGUCAUCACUAAAAUCUACAAUGAGUCCAAAGAGAGAGCCAGGGUGAAUGGCUUUAAGAAACAGCAGGAGAUCCUGAGACAGAAACACGCAGAAUUUCUGGAGAGAUACAAGAUACGUCAAAGUGGCAAAGAGAAGUAGAAAUAUACAGAUCUCAUGAGACACGGUGUAGAGUCCAUUACUGGAACUGCGUGCACACGGAGGUAGCAGAUAGCUUUAGGAGAUGGAGUGAUGGUGCUUCUAGGUUGAAAACAAAUAAUAAUAAUCAUCAUCAGUGUCAGAUAUCUGUGAACACUUCCAGGAUGCACAGAAAACGGAUCCAUAAUUUAAUUACAAAACAUGCUGAUGGCUUCAUUGUUGUUUUAUAUAAUAUAAAGUUCUGUCAGGUAAGGGCCAUAAAUAAUGGGUCAGUAUAGAAACAGGGCUACAAAUACGGCAAGCUCUUGUUCUACAUGAGGUAUGAGACACCUGUAUGUCCACAACAUGCCUGGAUUUCCUGGGUGGAAUUGUGACUGCACCUGGAUACGGUGUUAUGGAAAAAAGUCAAAGCAUUGUACACAGGUGUGUGUGUGUGUGAUUAUAUUACCUAAGCUAAAUUAAAGGAGAGCCAGUACAUUCACUUGUGACAUUGACUACAUUUACAUGCACAUCAAUAUUCUGAUAUUAAUCAGAAUUUGGCAAUAUUAUAAUUAGUAUUGAGUCGUGUAAACCCCGCAAUCCAAAUCAGAUUAAGACAAUAUUCUGAUUCCCCAAAUUCUUAUUCCCACCCCUGGAAUAUACCUGUUUUAAUCUGAAAUUUGUAAACACCUUUUUUAGUAAAUCCACUGAAAGGAGAUAUAUGCGCAUGCUCUGUCUGCUAACAGAUGCAAAUCAGGAAUACUUACAACAACCAUGUAUACAUAUAAACAUCGUAUUCGGAAUAUGGCUGCAACCUGAAUAUAGACCUUAAACGGAAUUUGAUGUGCAUGUAAUCGUAGUCAAUAUUAUAGUAUCAAGCAGGCCAUAAUUUCUGAAUCAAUAUGAAUUAUAGAAGGGAUUCUGGGCUUUGUUUUCAGAACUGAAAAUAUAUUUAAAUAUCAUUGUAACCUGGAUUGGUUGUCAUGGUUUGACAGAAAUGACAUUCUGAUUUCCCUACAAAAAAGAGAAAAGAAAAGAAACAGCAAAUAAAAUUUUUGGAAGCUGAAUUGCUCUGGAAAGCUCGUAAUGAAACUUCAGAUAAACACCCAACAAUUAUAAUAUAUCUGAAUAUAUUUGUGGAAAUAUUUUUAGUUUUGCACAACCAUUUUCUGACUGGUGCAUUUGCCAUUUGUUUUGCUCUCUUUAGGUACAUGCCAUCUCCAGUCAUACUAUAACUGUAGACAUGUUCUCUGUAAUGCUGUCUUCAGCUGCUGUAUUAAAUAACAAGGAGACUGCCAUCUCCAGGUGUUUCCCACUGUUAAUCAGUAGAAUCUUGCAUGAACCCAUCACUGAGGUUUGACUGUUGCUGUAAGUGGCGUAGUGUUUCUCAGACAUUUUUUCUUGCAAUUAUAAAUAAUUAAACAUUAUACUGAUAUU
Molecule: messenger RNA, 3610 nt
Organism: Ictalurus furcatus (blue catfish)
Lineage: Eukaryota; Metazoa; Chordata; Actinopteri; Siluriformes; Ictaluridae
Gene: dnajc4
Product: DnaJ (Hsp40) homolog, subfamily C, member 4
Exons: 4
Coding region: 1643-2197 (184 amino acids)
Source: RefSeq, a predicted model, not a curated record